AUGGCAGCCUUCCCCGUCUUCCAUUUUGCUUCUGCCUUGGUGCACCUCUCUCUUUCUCUCAUCAUUUCGUUUCUCGGUCUCGCACAGUACAUUGCUCAUUAUCUCUCCACUCAGACGUACCACCAGUUCAUCUUCCUUUCUCGGAAUCCUAAUCCCGCCCUUACAGCACGAGGGUGGCAGGUGUUACCUGUAGAUUACAAUAAUCCCAGCGAUGUACGCUACAAGCUCGUUGGUGUAGACACCGUCAUUUCAACCAUCUCAGGCCAGGCGCAACUAUCGCUGAUUGACGCCGCUGCCGACGUCCAUGUGCGUCGAUUUGUGCCAUCGGAGUUCGAGGGUUCUCCGCGUCAACGGCCGGAGGACGAUCCCCUUGAUCGUGGACAAAAGCUGGCAUUGACUAGACUUCGUGAGAAGCAACAACGUGGGAUGGAGUACACGAUAUUCACUUGCGGUAUAUUCUAUGAAAGGUUUUCUCCCGGUGGCAUGGCUGCGCUUCAACUUGGUGCUGGGACGCACAUUUCGGCGGAAGGCAGCUACAUCUUAGAUAUACGCCGUCAAACAGCUAGUAUACCCUUUCAUCGCUCAGGUGACGGCGUGUAUAUAUGCAUGAUGUCGGCCGAAGAUGUUGCUCGAUAUGUGGUGGCCGCGCUUGACCUUCCUAGCUGGCCGAAUGAAUUCUUCAUGGCAGCAGAAAGGAUAAAAGUGGACGAUAUUGUUUCCAUAGCAGAGGUCAUGUACGGUGGACUGUUACAACGUCGAUACUAUGACAAGGCUACGUUAAUGAACGACAUUUCCUUCGCUCUUGAAACAUGCGAUGAUUCUGAGCAUUGGCGUCUUCGACAUCUGAUGGCUACCCUGCAGGGCCGGUAUGAUUUCCAGGAGACAAAUCUUAACCAACUCAUCCCUAUUCAACCGAAGGCUUUCGUGUCGUGGUUAAUCGCUGCUUGGUCUAACAUCACAUAA
Messenger RNA from Talaromyces atroroseus, 963 nucleotides. RefSeq lists its product as hypothetical. Lineage: Eukaryota; Fungi; Ascomycota; Eurotiomycetes; Eurotiales; Trichocomaceae. The coding region runs from base 1 to 963 and encodes 320 amino acids. The transcript has 4 exons. The record is from RefSeq and is a predicted model, not a curated record.